AUGCUGGCGGCCUAUGGCCGCCGCGUGGCCUGCGCCGUGUCCGGCGGCGUGGACAGCGCCGUGGCCGCGCUGCUGCUGCGCCGCCGAGGCUAUGAGGUGACAGGUGUGUUUAUGAAGAACUGGGACCCUCUGGAUGAACAGGGAGCUUGCUCCAUUGACAGAGAUUGUGAAGAUGCUUAUCGGGUGUGCCAGAAGCUUGAUAUCCCAUUUCACCAGGUUUCCUACGUGAAGGAAUACUGGAAUGAAGUAUUCAGUGACCUCUUAAAAGAGUAUGAAUUGGGAAGGACACCUAAUCCUGAUAUUUUGUGUAACAAGCACAUCAAAUUCAACCACUUUCUGCAUUAUGCUAUGGAUAACCUUGGAGCAGAUGCAAUUGCUACUGGGCAUUAUGCCAGGACCUCACUGGAGGAUGAGGAAGUGUUUCAACAGAAAUAUACUAAAAGACCGCAGAAGCUUUUCAGAAACCGUUUUGAAGUUAGAAAUACUGUGAAACUCCUUCAAGGCGCUGACCUCUUUAAGGACCAGACCUUCUUUCUAAGUCAGAUUUCGCAGGAUGCUUUGAGGAAAACCAUCUUCCCUUUAGGGGAUUUAACAAAAAGUUUCGUAAAGAAGAUAGCAGCAGAACAUGACCUUCAUCAUGUGCUAAAGAAAAAAGAGAGUAUGGGGGUCUGUUUCAUUGGUGAAAGAAACUUCGAAAAAUUCCUUCUUGAGUAUUUGGAACCUCAACCAGGUAACUUUGUUUCCAUUGAAGAUAAGAAGGUGAUGGGAAGACACAAAGGUUGGUUCCUCUUCACAAUAGGCCAGAGGGCUCGGCUGGCAGGCCUCAAGGAUGCUUGGUUUGUUGUAGACAAAGAUGUCAGCACUGGAGAUAUCUUUGUGGCACCAUCAAGAGAUCACCCUGCUCUGUACAGAGACCUCCUGAGGACGAACCGAGUGCACUGGAUAGCAGAGGAACCCCCGGCAGAGCUCGUUAGAGAGAAGAUGAUGGAAUGUCAUUUCCGAUUUCGGCACCAGAUGGCACUGGUGCCUUGUGUCCUGACUCUAAACCAAGAUGGGAGUGUGUGGGUAACACUAGUGAAGCCAGCAAAAGCUAUUACACCUGGACAGUUUGCUGUGUUCUACAAGGGAGACGAGUGCCUGGGCAGUGGGAAGAUCCUGAGGAUGGGCCCAUCAGUGUAUACCUUGCAACAGGGCAAAAACCGAGAGGAAAGCGCCAAGAAGGAAGAGAUUGACAAAAUAGAACCAGCAACAUAACACCUGGGAUUGUUUAUUGAAGGACUUUGGAGAAUUUGCUGCCUAUUAUCUAUAAUAAAUGCAGUUCUUAAGGCCAGUUAACCAGACAGUCCCAACUCUUGACUAUUAGCACUGAAGGAGUUUAAAAUUAAAGCCAGUCUGGUGCAAUUUUGCUGGACUGUAUGGUGCUGUUUAUAUUAAUACAUAUCAAGGGAUGUCCUAAGGUGUUCUGUAAUAGUAGUUACACAUGCAAGAAUUUUAAUAUAAAAAUCAUGUCUGAAAUAAUAAAUCUCUUAUGCAUAA
Messenger RNA from Hirundo rustica (Barn swallow), 1536 nucleotides. RefSeq names its product tRNA mitochondrial 2-thiouridylase (gene TRMU). Gene Ontology annotation, molecular function: sulfurtransferase activity. The transcript has 11 exons. Gene Ontology annotation, cellular component: mitochondrion. The record is from RefSeq and is a predicted model, not a curated record. Gene Ontology annotation, biological process: tRNA wobble position uridine thiolation. Bases 1 to 1254 code for a protein of 417 amino acids. Lineage: Eukaryota; Metazoa; Chordata; Aves; Passeriformes; Hirundinidae.